This is a messenger RNA of Carassius gibelio (silver crucian carp), 4544 nucleotides long. RefSeq names its product BTB/POZ domain-containing protein KCTD5. Gene Ontology annotation, biological process: protein homooligomerization; proteasome-mediated ubiquitin-dependent protein catabolic process. The record is from RefSeq and is a predicted model, not a curated record. Gene Ontology annotation, cellular component: Cul3-RING ubiquitin ligase complex; cytoplasm. Lineage: Eukaryota; Metazoa; Chordata; Actinopteri; Cypriniformes; Cyprinidae. Bases 262 to 1065 code for a protein of 267 amino acids. Gene Ontology annotation, molecular function: cullin family protein binding. The transcript has 6 exons.
ACAUGACCGGGAAGUGUUAUGUUGAGUCUCACCCAUAAUAUUUGUAGCUUACAUGGGUCGUUUGUAUAAACAAAACGGAUCAGUAUAGCGUUUUUGGGGAAUUGUAAGCUAUGUCGCCUCGCGUGCGCGUUACUAACACACAGCAACGCCUUUGUCGUCAUUAUCAGCGCGUGUAAACGCGGCCCGUUUAGCGUAACAGCGCCGUGCGGAGCGCUAAAUAAAGGCAUUUAGUGUCUGAUCGAAACGGAACUGACUGAAAAUAUGGCAGAGUUGCACGUUGAGUCCAGCGCGAUUGGCAUCAUCGAGCAGACCGAGCACUGUGAGAUCCGAGGCUCCGUGAGCGUGAGACUCCCCUCGCCUUCACUGCUGAUUCCGCCCCGGAGCGGCUUGUCCAGUCCAGGGGUCUCCGGCUCUAGAGCAGUGUUUGGGUUCCCUAUGAAGAGCAACCCCACUUCUCCAUCACCAGAAGCCACAGAGAAGCCUGGAUCUCGGUGGGUUCGGCUGAAUGUCGGGGGAACCUAUUUUGUUACAACGAAACAGACCCUGUGCAGAGAUCCUAAAUCAUUUUUGUAUCGAUUAUGUCAGGAAGAUCCAGAUCUGGAUUCGGAUAAGGAUGAGACAGGAGCAUAUUUGAUUGACAGGGAUCCCACAUAUUUCGGACCCAUCUUGAACUACUUGAGGCAUGGGAAGUUGAUCAUCAACAAGAACCUCGCUGAGGAGGGUGUUCUAGAGGAAGCAGAGUUUUACAACAUUGUGUCCCUGGUGAGGCUGGUGAAGGAGAGGAUACGAGACAAUGAAAACAGAACGUCUCAGGGCCCUGUGAAGCAUGUGUAUCGUGUAUUACAAUGUCAAGAGGAGGAGCUCACUCAGAUGGUUUCCACCAUGUCAGACGGAUGGAAGUUUGAACAGCUCAUAAGUAUCGGCUCCUCCUAUAACUACGGCAACGAGGACCAAGCCGAAUUUCUGUGCGUCGUUUCCCGGGAGCUCAACAACUCCACUAAUGGAAUUGUUAUCGAGCCCACCGAGAAGGCUAAGAUCCUUCAGGAGAGGGGGUCCAGGAUGUGAGGAACCUGGUGCCUGAGCCCACACAGAUCUCCCAUCCCUCACCUCCUCCUCCACCAUACAGCUGACUUCAAGUUCAUCAGACCACCACCUCACCCUCCCCUCCUCCCUUGUGCCUUUCCACUGUGGGGGUUUCAGUCCCCCUCCUCCUUUCAGUGCUGCAGCAUUAACCGAUCAGCACCACCACUAACUAUCAUCACUAAUCAGCUAAAAAUACAUUCGAGGUUAAACCUCAGACCACCACAUUUGAUGCAAGACCUGCUUAGAGAGAGGAUUACAGGGAAGGAUUUAUCAUUCAUCCUAAUGCUUAUUUAUGCAGACUUCAUCAUCAUCAUCCUCCUCAUAUCGCGGUCAUUAUCAUCAGAAUCUUUACAGCUGCUGGCUUUAAAUGUUUUAAGGGGGUUCAGCUGCCCCUGUUGGCUCGGCUGUGUCCAUAAUUUCCUCAGGACUUCCAAAUGGCGUGCAAGAUAGCCUCAUUUCUCUGACUGUCAAUACAGCUUCUCAUAACAGCCACAUUAACUUAUACUGUAAAUCAUUAGCAGCCAAAUGUGUAUCAUUUCAGCAUUCAUUUCCCAUUCCCUGGUCAGACCAAGAGCACAGCAGAUGGCACAAAGGAAAAAACGAAGACAGCAGCUUUUGAACAUGGAGUAUUUUAUCUUGAAAGUGGCAUGUUUCUUUUGUUAACUACCCAUUUGCGCAUCUGGAAAGGACCAGAGGACAAUAGAAAACUCAUACUGCCAGUUGUCCGGUCAGAUGCUCCAAAUCGCGUGUCCAUUACUGUGGAGAUGUCUCACAUUUCCGAGGCAUUCUGGUUGACUUCUGUCAUCCUGGAUUUUUUAUUGUUUUUGCCUUGUCGCUGUGACUAUUUCAAAAUAGGAAAUGAAAAAAAAAAAGAAAUAUGUGGUUUUAGGGCAUGUGAGGAUUAUGUAUAUUCAAACCAUAUGUAUUACGAAGAGGCCGAAUGCAAGUCAUGUAAUUGUUGAUAUCUGUACCACGGUGGUCGUUUUUUGUGUUUAUCAAAAUGAGUUUGUCUCUCUGAUUGGGGAAGGUUCUGAAUCGACCCCUAAUGUAUUUUAAUUUUUUUUUAAAGCCUGGUCGUUGAGAUGUGAAAUAGUUUGUUGUGUUUUUCCUUUAAACACUUUGCCGAUGACUGGAAAAAAAAACAAAAAAAAAAAACAAGAAACUUCUUGUAUAGAGGUGCAUAGCAUAGUCCAGGUGGUUCAGGAGACUGUUGUUGGACAAAGUGCCCGCAAGUUUUGAGUCAGGGCAAAACUGCAUUAGUAGCUCUUUGUUGCAUUUUUUUGACACUUUUCUGACAUUUUGAACUCCGAACUGACUCUCCCCUUAACAUUAUGGCUAUUUAACUGUUUAACUCAUUUUUGUUUUAAGUCUGAUCACGUCAGUGGAAUGCUUUUGAAUGUAUUUUGACACUUUUCUGACAUUUGAAAUUCAGAUCUAACUCUCCCCGUAACAUUUUGGGUAUUUAACGGUUUAACUCAUUUUUGUUUGAAGUCUGAUCACGUCAGUGGAACAUUUUUGAAUGUAAAGGAGGGCUCCAUUUAUUAAGGUUUUUCAUUUCAAAAUCGAAUAUAAUUUCCGGCAAAACAUUUUAUGUUUGGUUCAUUAAAAUAUUGAACCAGUGGCCCUCAUUGUUUAACCCAAUCCAGCAGCAGAUAAACUUGAUCUCCUCCUAUUUCUUUUAUGAUUACAUCGUGGUUUCUCUGGAUCUGCUGUGACUACAUCACACAUUGUCAGUAUUUGAAAGGUAUCUGUAGUUUGGUUAUUCGGUUCUUGAUAUCUAUUGAUGAAAUAUUGUUGAAUCUUGGGGUCAUUUUAAGACUUUAGGUGACGUUUUUAUGGUCAGCAGUGUUUUGAAGUGUUGUCUCUUCUCUCUAAAUACAUUUAAUUUUUUUUUUUACCUCUAUAUACCGCUAAACUCAUGUCUUUGGUUUAUCAUAUCAAGAAGGCAAAGUACUUGAGUUUGUGAGAUACUUGGUGGUUGUUGGCUUUCCCUUUCUUCUGUUGUGUUAAUGUUUUCCCCCUCCUGGAGAGUUUAUUUGUUCAGCCCCAAUUAUUAGUCAUUGAAGCUCCUGUAAUGGGACCUUGGCUCUCUCACAGGAUCCUAUUGUACAUUCCCAUUGUUCAAAUAGGUUUCAGGUCUGAUUUCAAAGAAAAAUCCUGGAUUCAAAACUAGGUUCAGACUAGAUUCUUUCUGCGUCCAAAUUUUUUGUCUAGUGUUGUGCCUUUGACCUGUCAUGCCCUUCAUGUCUUCUUCACUCUUCUUUAAAUCUAGAUGGUUGGGAAAUGGUGUUUGUUUUAUGUUUGUUUUGACUGUCUGUUCCUUGACUCAGAUACUGGCUGUACCCGCUUCCCCUGAGUUUGUUAUUGUUCUUGUUUCAGUGGUUCAUCUGUAUUUAGCUUUUCCACUCCUACCCUAUGCACUUUUCAGUUAGCACCUACCUGCAUUAUAAUGUUUUCACUGUGUGGAUUUUUUUUUUUGAUUCUGUUCUAUUUUUAAGAGUCGAACCCCAUGCGAGGCAGAAGUAAAUGUCAUGGGCAGUCUCAUGAUUUAUUCGAGACCGUUCAGGAAACUGAUAUGGACGUCACAUUGACUGCUGAUGCUUUAAGCGCUUGAGAUUAUGAGACUUCUGUGUGUCUCCUUUUCCUUAGAAAUCUACCAUUAGGACUUGUACCCCAUCUUGUUUAAGAUCAAACAAAAAGAUAUAUAAAUAAAUAUAUUUUCUUUUGUAAAUAAUGAUAAAAAAAAAAAACAGGAGGUUGGUUUUUUGGAAUGCCAACUCGGAAGCAUGCAAUAUGUUGAGUAUAUAAUGUUAUAUGCUGGGAUGUUGUCAUAUUGUGAAGGUGAACUGGUGCAUGGACAGCUGACAGAUGGUAUUAAUAAUAUUAAUAAAAAUAUGGUCCUAUUUUAACUGUUAUGUACAGAAAUUGAUCAAAUCAAACUGAGUACUAUUGGAAAACCUUGCUUGCUAAGGCUAAAUAUGCUCAUGCAACACGCCAUGCAUCCGAUAAAACUAAAAUAUAGCUUUUCAGUGUUUUCGAGCUGGCCAAAAGUGCAGACCUCUGUCAUAACUUCAGAUAAAAGUUAAAAACAUGGUCCAUGUUUAACAUAAGAGUUGUUUUUUUCCCUGCCAUAAUAGCCUACAACACCUGCAUGCUUUAAUAUACAGUACACACACAAUUUAACAUGCUAAAAACCUGCUCUUUCAUCAGAUGUUUUGGGUGUAUUGCAUUGUCAACAGUAUUAUUGUAAAGUGUCAAAUAUGUCACUAGGCUAUGGAGAUUGUGGAGCUAAGUGUUCUGGAAAUGAAUAGUCCUGAUCAGGCUGUCCUUUUCAACAAAAAAAAAAGUUUUUUUUUUUAUUAUUAUUUUUUUUAUUAUUGUCUUCUGAUGCAGUUUCUUGCAAUGUACAGAGUGCAAAAUGAUAAUGUAUGAUUUUUAUCAUAAAAUGUGUUUGUGUUUCA